AUGGACAACUCUUGGGUCGAUUCCUACCUCGACGCCCUCCUCAGCUAUGGCCUCUCCUCAGAAAACACCCAGCCGGCCGCGGAGGGCGACGAGGUCGACGCCGAUCGGCAACUGUACAACAGGUACUACGUUAACCAGAUUCUCGGGAUGAAAGAGGACGAGAUCCAGCGCGCGUGGUCGCGCGCGAACGCCUCUGCCUCAGGCCUUGGCGAGAAGGAUCAGCGCCUGGAGCACCUCUCGUGGCGCGUGUGGCACAUGAUUCGCAAGAAGCAGAUCGUCGCUCAACAGAUGGAAGCCUCGAAGGCGGAGCGCCAAGAAAUCGACGGACUGAUCGACUUCGAGGCCCAGGCGACGGACCUCGAGACCGAGACGGAGGAUGAGGACCCGGCUGAACUCCUCACCAGCCCCGCAGGACCCGCCGCGGCGGCCUCGCUGUCGCACACGCUGUCCAUGCGGCGCAUGCUCAAGCACGGGUCGACCGUCGAGGAGGUCGCGGGCGCCGAGCAGGUCUCCGAGAUGCUGUCGUCGCGAAUCGAUGGUUUGUAUGUAGUGAUGAUUUCCAUGCACGGCUUGGUCCGCGGGGAGAACAUGGAGCUCGGGCGCGACGCGGACACGGGCGGGCAGGUGAAGUACGUCAUCGAGGUGGCCAAGGCGCUCGCGCAGCAGCCCAGCGUGCAUCGCGUGGACCUCUUGACGCGCCGCAUCGCGGACCCCAAGGUCGACGCGACGUACGCCGAGCCGCACGAGGUGCUCUGGCAGCCCGAGAUGGCCGCCGACACAGGCGGAGGCGCGCACCUGGUCCGCAUCGACUGCGGCGCGCCCGGGACGUACGUCCACAAGGAGGCGCUGUGGCCGCACGUCCGCGAGUUCGCGGACAGGUCGAUCGCCCACAUCCGCCACACGCUGCGCGAGCUGGCCGAGAUCGGGCGUCCGUGCGAGCUCUACGCGAUCCACGGGCACUACGCGGACGCCGCAGAGGCCGCCGCGCUCAUCGCGUCCUCGCUCGGGGUCUCCAUGGUCAUGACGGGUCACUCGCUCGGACGGAACAAGCUCGACCACCUGCUCAAGCAGGGCUCGCAGUCCCGGCAGGAGAUCGAGAAGACGUACCAGAUCUCGCGGCGCAUCGAGGCCGAGGAGCGCGGGCUCGACAUGAGUCAGGUCGUCUUUACGUCAACGGCGCAGGAGGUCACCGAGCAGUGGGGGCUGUACGACGGGUUCAACAAGGAGCUCGAGAACGCGCUGCGGUACCGGAAGUACGGCGGGCGGCACAUUCCGACGAUGCAGGUCAUUCCGCCGGGCCUGGACUUCUCUCACAUGAACCUGCGCGACGUGCGGCCGUCGCAGGGCGCGCCCGCGGACGACGCGAACGGCGGCGCGCCGGCGCCCGCGGACGAGGAGGAGCCGCAGAUCUGGCUCGACAUCGCGCGCUUCCUGCGCAACCCGCGCAAGCCGGCCAUCCUCGCCAUGUCGCGCCCCGACCACAAGAAGAACAUCACCACGCUUGUUCGGGCGUUUGGCGAAAACCCGGUGCUGCGCGAGCUGGCGAACCUGGUGCUGGUGAUGGGGUGCCGCGACAACAUCGACUCGAUGAACAAGGGGUCGCAGCAGGUGCUCGACACGGUGCUGCGGAUGAUCGACAAGCACGACCUGUACGGGUCGGUGGCCUACCCGAAGCGGCACCGAAGUACGGACGUGACGGACAUCUACCGGUUCGCGUACGCGACGAAGGGCGUGUUCGUGAACAUCGCGCUCCAGGAGCCGUUCGGGCUGACGUUGAUCGAGGCGGCGGCGCACGGCGUGCCGAUCGUGGCCACCAAGCACGGCGGGCCGGUCGACAUCAUCAAAACGCUGUCGAACGGGUACCUCGUGGAGCCGACGGACGCGGACGAGGUCGCGGACUGCCUCGUGAAGCUCCUGACGAACCCGCAGGACUGGGACGAGAAGUCCAAGUCUGGUUUGCACAACAUCAACUAUUACUCGUGGCACAACCACUGCAAGCGCUACAUGGAGACGAUCGAGGUCGUCAAGCGCGUCAAGGCGUCCGCGAAGGCCCACCUCCGCACGUACACCGGCUCGUUCGACCAGGGCAAGUUCGAGGAGCUCUCGGGCCGCGCCAACGACGGGCCGAUGCUGAAGAGGAAACCCUCCGACGACGACGAGGCGGGGCCGAAGAUCACCGAGGUCCGCGCAUACGACGAGGGCGCGGCCGCGAACGGCGCGCCGAUCGACGACAGCUUCGUCGGGCUCACGUCCGAGCACGCCGGGAACGACCUGGACGACGUGUCGCCAGUGGCGCACUACACCUCGCUGCUCUCCGUGGCGCUGGACGGGCCGCACACCGUCGCGCAGACCGCGCAGCUCCUCAAGCUCGCCGUGGCCUUCCGCGUCGCGGCCCGCCUGCGCGGCCGCAUGCCGAUCGUCGUCAACAGCAACCUGGACUUGGAGUCCACCAAGGUGCUGCUUAAGUCGCAGGGGUGCAACCUCGCGACGGUCGACUACAUCAUCGCGAACGGCGGCGCGGAGAUGUGGCACGUGCACGUCGUGCAGGGCGACGCGUCGCGCGUGCAGGUCGUCGGCGAGGAGGACUACGACAAGCACAUCACCUUCCGCUGGGACCGCCAGGCCGUGUUCCGCACCGUCCUGCGCGCCUCCGUCUCGAAGCAGGACGACAAGCGGCAGCUCGAGCCCCUCCGCAUCGACCCGUCGAAGCCCGCGCCGAUGCACCCGUACCACGUGAUGUUCAACGUGCAGCCGAGCGAGGGCACCGACGCGCCGACGCUGGUGAAUUUGAUGCGGAAGAAGCUCCGGCACCAGGGCCUGCGGUGCAGCAUGACGCUGCAGCUCCGCCCCGACGCCCCCGAGGCGACGUACUGCGGGUGCAUGAGCCAGGCCAGUGAGGGCAUUCUGCACAUCACGCCGGUGCGGGCGACGCGGUCGCUGGCGCUGCGCUGGCUCGCGCUGCACCUCGGCAUCGACAUGCAGAGCGUCGGGCAGCUGCUCCUCGGCGCGCACUCGGGCCACCGCGUCGUCGGGCAGGUGGCCGGCGACGGGUCUCUGCACAGUGCGUGCAACGACCUCGGCGAGCUGGUCGGGGGCGCGCAGCGGACGAUCGUGGUGCUGACGGAGGGCGGGUACGGGUCGAAGACGCACAGCGAGAAGAUGGCGGUGCCGUGGCUCGGCAGCGACGCGUACGACGGGCGCGUGGUGCUGGCGAAAAUCACCGAUGCCAACAACAUCAAGGAGUGGCUGAAGAAGACGUUCCGCAAGGGGUAG
Molecule: messenger RNA, 3273 nt
Organism: Pedinophyceae sp. YPF-701
Lineage: Eukaryota; Viridiplantae; Chlorophyta; Pedinophyceae
Source: the annotation of a GenBank genome assembly